This is a messenger RNA of Rotaria socialis, 2370 nucleotides long. The record is from the annotation of a GenBank genome assembly. Lineage: Eukaryota; Metazoa; Rotifera; Eurotatoria; Philodinida; Philodinidae.
AUGUUCGACUCGGACCUUUUUUCAAAAACGUCAAAGUCUCGCCCACUGAGUGAUGUUUUACAUAUAUUGGUUUUACUUAUAAUAACUAAAUUAAUAAAAACAUUUGGUUUAUUUUUAACCUACGACUUGUUGAAAUCUUAUCAUCUUGUUUUAAUUCUUUUUCUUACAACUUUAUUUGCUUCGCUUUGUUUAUUAUUUAUUCAAAAGCCAUUUUCAUCAUUUCGACCAACGAAACAAUUACUUUAUCGUCUAAUUAAAUAUACAAUAUGUCUUACAAUAAUUCGUCUUCUAUGGCUAUUUGGUUUGACAUUAUGUGGUCCAUUAAGAACGAUUCUAUUAUUUGAGCAUAGCGAUAUUGUUAUCAUCGGAAGUUGCCAAGUCCUUUUUUCAUCAGCAUUCAGUGGUCAACAAGGACAAACAGCACGCAUUCGUGGUGUUGUCUUUUUUAUUCUAGCUGUUUUAGCUAUAUUUGCAUUUGAUAAUGAUGAUUCACGACAACAUGUUGAUCAUCCCGAAGGUUAUUCACAUCAUCGGUUUUUUGCACAUAUUUUUUAUCAAUUAACAUCAUUAAUUGGUGUUGCUGAUCAUAAAGGCGGAGUUAUUUUAUUACUAAUUGCUUUAUUUUUUCGUUGUGCAAUUAAUUCGUGGAGUAAAAAAUUAGUAUUAGAUAUAGGUGGACCAAAAAAUUUUUAUGCUAUAACAACAUGUUUAUCAACUGUAUGUCUUAUUCCAAUGUCAUUUAUUAUUUUAUUAGUUAAUAAUCUUUUUCCGGAUUCAAUUGAUCCAAUACGUUCAACAUAUCCAACAACAGAGUCAACAUCAACGACAUUUCUUGACAAUAUUUCAUCGUUGAUCAUUCCAAUUAUUAUUAUAACAAUAUUUUUAUUUAUCUUGGAUUUUUAUGUCGAACAAUUAUCAAUCGUUAAACUUGAUCGAACACAUACAUACCGCUAUGGAACAUUAACAAUCAUAUUUAGUGCACUACUUGUUUCAUUUAUUUGGGUUAAAACAGCCAGUGUUACUAGUAGUAAUGUAUGGUUUGGACGAAUGAUUCAAGUUGAAGAACAUGAAUUAUCAGGGGGUGUUGUUUUUGCUGUUGUUAUGUUUGCAUUUGCAACUGAUCUUUUAUUAAGUCCAAUGCGACAACGAUCAGGCGCUUUUAUUGGUUACAAUCAAGAAGGUGUACCAUUAUUUAAUCUAACUCAUCAAAAAUCACAAUCAUUAUUACUUAUUAUUAAAUCAAGUUUAAGAGAUAUCCUUUCAGAAUCGGAUUCAAGAAAUAUUUUCUAUUUUCUCUGUAUUAAUCUAAUGUUUACAUUUGUUGAACUUCUCUACGGAGCUUGGACAAAUUCAUUGGGUUUACUUAGCGAUGGUUUUCAUAUGUUGUUUGAUUGUACAGCACUUGUUGUUGGUCUUUAUGCGGCACUUAUGUCCCGUUGGAAACCAACACGAGUUUUUUCAUAUGGUUAUGGCCGAGUAGAAGUUCUUUCGGGCUUUGUUAAUGGUUUAUUUCUUGUUGUUGUGGCCUUUUUUGUUUUUUAUGAAGCCGUUGGUCGACUUUUUGAACCUCCGGAAAUUGAUACAAAUCGUUUAUUAGUCGUAUCGGUUGCUGGAUUUGCAGUUAAUAUGAUUGGUAUAUUCUCAUUUAGUCAUGCGCAUGCACAUGCUCAUGGUGGCGGUGGUGGAAGUUGUGCUAUGAGCCAACCAGCUCCUGUAAAAGAGACACAACAUCAUGGCCAUUCUCAUGAGGGAAAUGAUCAUUCACAUUCACACGGACAUUCACACAGUGGUGGUCACGAUCAUGGACAUUCACAUGGAUCAAGUGAAAAAUCAAGUCAUCAAGGACAUAAUCAUUCGUUGACGGAUAAUGCUAAUAUGAGAGGUGUUUUUCUUCAUGUAUUAGCUGAUACACUGGGGAGUGUGGGUGUAAUUAUUUCAUCAUUACUUAUUCAAUAUUUUGGUUGGAAUAUAUCGGAUCCAAUAUGCUCAUUAUUUAUUUCAAUAAUGAUCUUCCUUUCUGUAAUUCCACUUUUAAAAGAAAGUGCUAUGACACUUCUACUGCAAACUCCAUCACAUAUUCAAUAUGAAAUACUCGAUCGAAUAUUGAAACUUGAUCAAGUACAAUCAUAUUCGGAUGAACAUUUUUGGAAUCUUUCAUCAUCUACUACUGUCGGAACUAUUCAUGUGCAAAUUACAAAUGAUGGUGAUGAACAACGUGUUACAGCUCAAGUUCAAACCAUUCUUAAAGAGGCUCAAAUUCAUAAUGUAGCAGUUCAAGUUGAAAAGCAAAUUUUCUUUAAUCAUUUGAAUGGACUUAAUUCUGCUCUUGGUCAAUUAGCAUCAUCACAAAGAACGUUUUCACAUAGAUAA